Melozone crissalis (California towhee) is the source of this 3823-nucleotide messenger RNA. It is a transcript of the gene MYBPC3, whose product is annotated as myosin binding protein C3. Gene Ontology annotation, molecular function: protein binding. The record is from RefSeq and is a predicted model, not a curated record. The transcript has 32 exons. The coding region runs from base 11 to 3823 and encodes 1270 amino acids. Lineage: Eukaryota; Metazoa; Chordata; Aves; Passeriformes; Passerellidae.
CAAAGGGAAGAUGCCAGAGCCCGUAAAGAAAACAGUUUCUGCAUUUACCAAGAAGCCAAAGACAACAGAGGUGACAGCCGGAAACACAGCUGUGUUUGAAGCAGAGACAGAAAAAUCUGGCAUCAAGGUGAAAUGGCAGCGAGCUGGCACAGAAAUUACUGAAAGUGAAAAAUAUGUCAUCAAGACAGAAGGCAACAAGCAUUCACUGACAAUCAAUAACGUAGGAAAAGAAGAUGAUGUGACAUAUGCUGUAAUAGCUGGAAGUUCCAAGGUCAAAUUUGAACUCAAGGUCAAGGAACCAGAAAAGAGUGAGACAGUCACUCCUGCAGAAGCUGCUCCAGCCCCAGCUGCCCUAGAGUCACCUGCUCCACCAGCAGAAAGCAGCCAAAACACACAAGUUUCAUCAGCUGAGACACACUCAGAAGAACCUCUGGACCCCAUUGGGCUCUUUGUGGCACGACCACAGGAUGGAGAAGUUACUGUUGGUGGAAACAUCACAUUCACUGCCAAAGUAGCUGGUGAGAGCCUGCUGAAGAAGCCAUCAGUGAAAUGGUUCAAAGGAAAGUGGAUGGACCUGGGAAGCAAAGUGGGGAAACAUCUCCAGCUACGUGACAGUUAUGAUCGAAAUACCAAGGUGUACACCUUUGAAAUGGAAAUCAUAGAAGCAAACAUGACUUUUGCAGGAGGGUACAGAUGUGAGGUGUCUACCAAGGACAAGUUUGAUAGCUCUAAUUUCAGCCUGACAGUCAAUGAAGCACCUGUAAGUGGAGACUUGGACAUCCGAGCUGCCUUCCGCCGCACUACUGAAGGACAUGAUGAUGGGGCAGAGUUUAAUUUCAGCUCCCUACUGAAAAAAAGAGACAGCUUCCUGCGCCCUUCCAACCGAGGUGAAGGAAAAUCUGAAUCACAAUCUGAUGUUGAUGUCUGGGAUAUCCUGAGGAAAGCUCCUCCUACGGAAUAUGAGAAAAUUGCUUUCCAGUAUGGUAUCACAGAUUUGCGUGGGAUGCUGAAACGCCUCAAACGCAUAAAGAAGGAAGAGAAAAAAAGCACAGCAUUCCUCAAGAAACUGGAUCCAGCUUACCAAGUAGACAAGGGGCAAAAGAUUAAAUUAAUGGUUGAAGUUGCCAAUCCAGAUGCUGAUGUGAAAUGGCUGAAGAAUGGACAGGAGAUCCAAGUGAGUGGCAGCAAAUAUAUUUUUGAGGCUGUUGGGAAUAAGAGAAUACUGACCAUAAACCACUGCUCCCUGGCUGACGAUGCAGCAUAUGAAUGUGUGGUAGGGGAUGAGAAGAGCUUCACAGAAUUAUUUGUAAAAGAACCUCCAAUCCUGAUCACUCACCCACUGGAGGACCAGAUGGUGAUGGUUGGAGAGAGAGUGGAAUUUGAGUGUGAAGUGUCUGAGGAAGGAGCUACUGUGAAAUGGGAAAAGGAUGGAAUUGAACUGACACGAGAAGAAACAUUUAAAUACCGAUUCAAGAAAGAUGGAAAAAAGCAGUAUCUCAUUAUUAAUGAGUCUACCAAGGAGGACAGUGGACACUACACUGUGAAGACCAAUGGUGGGGCAUCAGUCGCUGAACUGAUUGUGCAAGAGAAAAAGCUGGAAGUUUAUCAGAGCAUUGCAGACCUGACAGUGAAGGCACGUGACCAGGCAGUCUUCAAGUGUGAAGUUUCAGAUGAAAACGUGAAAGGAAUCUGGCUGAAAAACGGAAAGGAGGUGAUCCCAGACGAAAGGAUAAAGAUCUCCCAUAUUGGCAGAAUCCAUAAGCUAACUAUUGAGGAUGUAACACCAGAGGACGAGGCUGAUUAUUCCUUCAUUCCUCAAGGAUUUGCUUAUAACCUUUCUGCCAAGCUUCAGUUUUUGGAGGUCAAGAUAGAUUUUGUACCAAGAGAAGAACCCCCGAAAAUCCACCUUGACUGUCUGGGCCAAUCCCCUGACACUAUUGUCGUGGUGGCUGGGAACAAACUGAGGUUGGAUGUUCCUGUAUCAGGAGAUCCAACGCCCACUGUCAUCUGGCAGAAAGUGAACAAGAGAAACGACCUGCUUCGAAACAGUGAUGAUUCCAUGACUCCCUCAGAAAAUAGCAGUGAUUUAAAUACCGAUAAUAAGCUCCUGUUUGAAUCUGAAGGCAGAGUCCGUGUGGAGAUGCAUGAAGACCAUUGUGUCUUCAUUAUUGAAGGGGCAGAAAAAGAGGAUGAGGGAGUUUACAGAGUUAUACUUAAGAAUCCAGUUGGAGAAGAUAAGGCUGAUAUCACAGUCAAAGUUAUUGAUGUUCCUGACCCUCCAGAAGCUCCCACAAUCAGCAACAUUGGAGAAGAUUACUGCACUGUGCAGUGGCAACCCCCUAAAUACGAUGGUGGGCAACCAGUACUCGGCUAUAUUUUAGAGAGAAAGAAGAAGAAGAGCUAUCGAUGGAUGAGGCUGAACUUUGACCUUUUAAAGGAGCUGACCUAUGAGGCCAAGAGGAUGAUUGAAGGAGUGGUUUACGAGAUGCGGAUUUAUGCUGUGAAUUCCAUUGGCAUGUCCCGGCCCAGCCCUGCCUCACAACCCUUCAUGCCAAUUGCUCCUCCAAGUGAACCAACCCACUUCACAGUGGAGGAUGUUUCUGACAGCACUGUUUCCUUGAAGUGGAGGCCCCCUGAGCGGAUUGGGGCUGGGGGAUUAGAUGGUUACAUGGUGGAAUACUGCAAAGAUGGAUCUACAGAAUGGAUUCCUGCCCUUCCUGGCCUAACCGAGCGCACGUCUGCACUGGUUAAAGAUCUGGUCACAGGGGACAAACUUUAUUUCCGUAUCAAGGCUGUAAACCUGGCUGGUGAGAGUGCAGCAGCAACAAUAAAAGAGCCAGUUACUGUUCAAGAGAUCCUGCAGCGUCCCAAAUUCUGGCUGCCACGCCACCUCAGACAGACUCUGGUGAAGAAAGUGGGUGAAACAAUCAAUAUUGUGAUCCCUUUUCAGGGUAAACCAAGACCCAAAAUCACUUGGCUGAAAGAUGGUCAAACUCUAGACUCCAAAGAUGUGGGAAUUCGGAACAGCAGCACGGACACAAUCCUUUUCAUCAGAAAAGCAGAGCUUCAUCACUCAGGAGCAUAUGAAGUCACUCUUCAGAUAGAAAACAUGUCUGAUAAAGUUGCAAUAACAAUACAAAUCAUAGAUAAGCCUGGUCCUCCUCAGAAUAUAAAGCUUGUAGAUGUUUGGGGAUUUAAUGCAGCCCUGGAGUGGUCACCUCCCCAGGACGAUGGCAAUGCUCAGAUCUUGGGCUACACAGUUCAGAAAGCUGACAAAAAAACAAUGGAAUGGUACACGGUUUUUGAUCACUAUCGUCGCACAAACUGCAUCGUGUCAGACCUCAUUAUGGGAAAUGACUAUUUCUUUAGAAUCUUCAGUGAAAAUUUGUGUGGAUUGAGUGAAACUGCUGCAACCACCAAAAAUCCUGCCCAUAUCCAAAAAACAGGCACCACUUACAAACCCCCUUGUUACAAAGAACACGACUUCUCGGAAGCCCCCAAAUUCACCCACCCUUUGGUGAACCGCUCUGUGAUCGCGGGCUACAACACCACUCUCAGCUGCGCUGUCAGAGGCAUCCCCAAGCCAAAGAUAUUCUGGUUCAAAAACAAAAUGGAUCUCUCUGGGGAUGCCAAGUACCGCAUGUUCAGUAAGCAGGGGGUGCUGACCCUGGAGAUCCGCAAGCCCACUCCCUUUGACGGAGGCAUUUACACCUGCAAAGCUGUCAAUGAGUGUGGUGAAGCUGAAAUAGAGUGCAGGCUGGAUGUCAGAGGUAAUCAGAUGAACCCUAUGCAUAACCCUAACACUGCAAGGAAGAGAGACUAA